This is a messenger RNA of Fusarium pseudograminearum CS3096, 792 nucleotides long. RefSeq lists its product as uncharacterized. The record is from RefSeq and is a predicted model, not a curated record. Bases 1 to 792 code for a protein of 263 amino acids. The transcript has a single exon. Lineage: Eukaryota; Fungi; Ascomycota; Sordariomycetes; Hypocreales; Nectriaceae.
AUGCCUCAUCUCCCUCCAAUCACUCCCGCCCCAACCGCCGCUUCAAUCUUCUCCCAAGCUCCGGUCAUGACCCCCGCCAUCCAAGUACCCACCCACUCCGGUCCACGGGACGGCCCCGAUAUUCCCGGAGCUGGAAAGUUCAAGGCCAUUAAGCUACGUCUCGAGCUUCGUGACCUCUCGCACCCUGGAUCUGCCGUCUUUCUGAGCUCUGUGAACGCAGCAGAAUGUCUUGCCAAAGCAGUGCAGCAUGUCCUUGCGCUACUCUAUGAAUCACCUACGUGUCCCACUACCACCAUUCCAACAACGCGAUCCGUCACAGUUAUUCUCCGUAGCAUGUCGGGAGUCGCUUACACAACUGGGUCUGAGCUCGACAGCGAUCACAAAGAGAUUCACUUCUCUACAGAUUACAUUUCGAACAUCCAUCCUAUCUCCCGCCGCAGUGACGAGAUCAAUGGUGUACUCACUCACGAGCUCGUUCACUGUCUUCAGUACAACGGCCAUGGUCACUGUCCUGGCGGUCUGAUCGAGGGUAUUGCUGACUGGGUGCGACUUCAUUGUCUUCUUAGUCCUCCACACUGGAAACGCGAGAGCGGCGGGAAGUGGGACGCAGGCUAUCAGCAGACGGCCUACUUUUUGGACUACUUGGAGGAUCGUUUCGGCAAGGGAACGAUCCGCCGCCUGAAUGAGAAGUUAAGGAUCCAAAAAUACGAAGAGAAGCCAUUCUGGACCGAGCUAGUUGGGCGACCAGUUGAGCAGCUCUGGGGUGAUUACAAAGAGAAACUAGAAUCUUAG